CACGUUCACGUCGUGCGUCCGUAUCGUUUCCGCUGUUUCGCGAUUCCGAGAAAACUUCCCGAAAAAACUUACCCAAAAUGGCUUUCGGUGAUGUUAAGACUGCCAAUGGACUGAAGGAAUUGGACAAAUUCCUCGCAGACAACAGCUACGUCGAGGGUUACACGCCAUCGAAGGCCGAUUUAUCGGUGUUCGAUGCCCUGGGCAAGGCACCGGCUGGCACGUAUGUGCAUGCCCUGCGCUGGUAUAACCAUAUCGCUUCGUUCAACGCCAAGGAACGCUCGGCAUGGGGUGGCCAGGCUCUACCGCAGGUCGCCGGAGGUAAACCGACGGCGGCAGCUCCUGCCGGCGGAAACGAUGAUGACGAUGACGUGGAUCUGUUCGGAUCGGAGGAUGAGGAGGAGAGCGCCGAGGCUGCCAAGCUGAAGGAGGAGCGUCUGGCCGCGUACAACGCCAAGAAGUCAAAGAAACCCGCCUUGAUCGCCAAGAGUUCCAUCCUGCUGGAUGUGAAGCCGUGGGACGAUGAAACUGACAUGAAAGAGAUGGAGAAGAAUGUCCGCAGCAUCGUAAUGGACGGAUUGCUGUGGGGUGCUGCCAAGCUCGUACCGGUUGGCUACGGCAUUCACAAGCUGCAGAUCUGCUGCGUUAUCGAAGACGAUAAGGUUUCGGUGGACUUGCUGACGGAAACGAUUCAGGAGUUCGAGGACUUCGUUCAGUCGGUUGAUAUUGCCGCUUUCAACAAGAUCUAGACGAGUGAGCCGGAUCUAAAAGCCUGUUGCCACGGUUAUGUGUGUGUUUUAUCGUUUAAGCUUCAUCCGACAGCAUUCUCCAAGAACAACGCAUGUCGAAUAAAUGAAAACAUUUUUA
Molecule: messenger RNA, 864 nt
Organism: Anopheles nili
Lineage: Eukaryota; Metazoa; Arthropoda; Insecta; Diptera; Culicidae
Gene: eEF1beta
Product: probable elongation factor 1-beta
Exons: 2
Coding region: 78-746 (222 amino acids)
Biological process (GO): translational elongation
Cellular component (GO): cytosol; eukaryotic translation elongation factor 1 complex
Molecular function (GO): guanyl-nucleotide exchange factor activity; translation elongation factor activity
Source: RefSeq, a predicted model, not a curated record